UGUUUGCAUGUGAGCCAUGGGCGGUCCACUGAGGUUGACUACUUUAGGGGCAGGCCAGGUCCCCGGUCAGCGUAGAAAGCUGAAGCUCGACACGGAGGGAAGCAAAUCAAAGAAGACAUUUGCAGACUAUAGACAGUUUGGAUUUUUGCAAAUCAAGACCAACAAAAAAAAAAAAACUCUACUGGAGCACAUGACAUAAAGGAAAAGGUGGGGGGUUGGACACCAAAACUUUGUGACAAAAUCUUCCUUUUGCCGUGUGUACUCCCUUCAGCAGCUGCCGCCUCAUCGCCAUUGUCCCCUACACUGCCUUUUUGGAAAGCGGCCAUGGAUCGCUCGGUGCAGGAACUCUUCCUCAACUUCAUGAUCGUCUUAAUCACCGUUCUCUUGAUGUGGCUGUUGGUGAAAACAUAUCAGGACUAACAUGCGGAACAUGAACAUUCCUCCCAUCUCCUCCGAGAGGAGAUGGGAGACAUUUAAUGGAGUCUGCAUGGUUUCUUCGGCUAUUUUAGGUCAGAUUUCAGUUUUAGUGUUUUCGUCUAUGGAAAUGGUGUGAUUUUAAUGCUGUUACCAAGGUAAACUAAUGUGGGAUUUAGAGCUACACUUUUUUGAAAUCCCGCUCUUGGAUCAAAAUCAAAAAGGGGGUUCCCAGAAAAGAGGAAAAUGUUAACAGAAAAAAAACAGAAACCUAACACAGAUCUGCUGCACCGUGCAAAUCUCUCCACUCUUGUUUUCAAACAAUGCAAGAUGACACUUUAUGCACUCGCACAUGCUAUUAUGUUUGAGUCUGUACGCUCUUUAAUUCUGUAUCUAAGUAAUUUGUGUGUAAUUGAAUCAAAUAUUUAAAUUAUUGUUGACUUCUCGCAGAAUAAAUUCUCUAUUUGCAUGA
This is a messenger RNA of Syngnathus typhle (broad-nosed pipefish), 886 nucleotides long. RefSeq names its product sarcolipin. Bases 325 to 420 code for a protein of 31 amino acids. Gene Ontology annotation, cellular component: membrane. The record is from RefSeq and is a predicted model, not a curated record. NCBI's taxonomy places the organism in Eukaryota, Metazoa, Chordata, Actinopteri, Syngnathiformes, Syngnathidae. Gene Ontology annotation, molecular function: enzyme regulator activity. The transcript has 2 exons.